Rana temporaria (common frog) is the source of this 2448-nucleotide messenger RNA. RefSeq names its product tumor necrosis factor receptor superfamily member 8-like. NCBI's taxonomy places the organism in Eukaryota, Metazoa, Chordata, Amphibia, Anura, Ranidae. Gene Ontology annotation, molecular function: protein binding. The coding region runs from base 414 to 1754 and encodes 446 amino acids. The record is from RefSeq and is a predicted model, not a curated record. The transcript has 11 exons.
AUGCUUGCAACUGACCUUUUAGUACAUGUCUUCUGAUGUUAGCCUAAGUACAGGCCCCUUUUGUUCUGUUCAGGAUGGGGAAAGGUGCUGUUCACAUAAAACUAUGAAUCAGAAUUGGAGUACGCAGCUAAGUAAACUGCAACCACGAGCUACGAGCAGAAGUUUAGUGAUCGGUGUGGUUUCUGAAUGACUGGGGGCUUAAAUGAGCAAACUUGAUGAAUAAGCAUGCAGUAGCACAGUGACACGGAGUAAGAGCACAUGUGGAGGGGACUGCUGCCUGAGCAGAGAGGAGCACAGGAGACCCAGGACCUCCUGGACCAGUUCCAGGACCUUCUGGACCAGACCCAGGACCUUCUGGACCAGACCCAGGACCUUCUGGACCAGACCCAGCAGAGAAAGAACACGCCGACGCCAUGGCUCUGCAUCAUUUUCUCCUUCUUGCUUUCAUUGUCAGUGCAGCACACUUCCAGGUGAUGACCAGUUCCACAUGUCAUGAACAUGAAUAUUACGACCGAACUCUCAAACAAUGCUGUGGGAAGUGUCCUGAAGGUGCGGUGAAACGCUCCGCUUGUAUUCAGGACAUUGAUAAGGAUUGUGCAGAGCCUUGUAGUGCUGGCGAGUUCAUUAACUGGAACAGAUCACCUCCUCAAUGUGCAACAUGUAACAAGUGUAAUAUAGGAGAUCAGCUUGUGGAGGUUCAAAGCUGCUCAUUGCAUACAGAAGCAGUGUGCCAGUGCCAAGAUGGGCUCUACUGCCAGAGCCCUCUAGGGAAAACGUGUGUACGGUGUAAGCGCCACAAAGAGUGCCCACCUGGGCAGGGAGUAAAGACAAAAGGGACUUCAGAAAAGGACACAGUAUGUGAAGCAUGCCCCCGUGGCACGUACUCCUCCAUCAACUCCGCCACAGAAAACUGUAAACCGCACACCGACUGUGCUAACUUGCAUCAAAAGACAUUAAGGCAAGGGGACUCCAUGACAGACACAGUUUGCAAAACAUCUGGUUUUACAACUCCGGAUUCAGAGAAGAAAAAUGAUGUCUUGGAUAACAGGAGGUCUGGAGAGAAUGCAGGCACAAUCCCUUCAGCAGAGCAGAGAUAUACAACACCCAGGGUCCAUAUAGUCCACCAUAUCUCUGAAACAUCUACUGCAUCUUUUGCUACGACUUCAGCCAAAGAUGAAGAAGGCAUCAAAGGUAAAUGGAAUGGCGGUUACAUUGUGGCCGUGAUAAUCUGCAUCCUAAUCCUUCUCGUAGCCAUUGCCAUGAUCCUCAAGCAGAAGCUAUGUCGUCUGAAGCUGUGGAUAAAAAAUACACAUUUCAUCCAGCCAAAGACCAAACCUCCCAGAACUGAGUUCACUUACCAGGAAGAUGAUAAAGAGAAAAACUUACUGGAAAGGCAAAACUCUGCUCAAUCCCAGCUAGUUACCCUGGAGUUGUACCAGAAAACGGAGGGAGGACAGACUGAGCGGGCAGCAGACGAUAAGAUGGAAAUGCAGCAAGGACGAGACCAUCUCAAUAACAGAAUCGAAAAAAUCUACAUAAUGAAUGCAGACACGGUUCUUGUGGGAUCCAUAUCGGAAGUCCCUGGCAGAUCCCAAAGAUCGGUAACAGUGGAGAGCGAAGAGAAGCAAAGCCUGGUGUUUGAGUCUCGGUACCCAGAGCAGGAAUCCAGCAAGGUGCCAGGAAAUGAUCUCAUGUUAUCUAUUGAAGAGGAAGAAACGGGGGGCACCACAGCCAAGGUGAUCCUGCAAGGCUAAUGGUAUCAGAGGGGAUACCGAGGAAGCACAGGAGGUCUGCUCUGUUCACGUUGCACUGUUGGUGUGGCCUACGUCGCUGAACUGAUACUACAAGACAAGGUUUAUAUAGACGACUGAUGCUGCUCACACCCAGGAUAAGUCACAUCUGUUGGUCCAGAACGGUUAAGUUGGAUGUGCAAACUUUGUUUUAUAUACUGAGAUUAACUAAUUGUUCCUUCUAGUACUACUGUGUGCAGCUUCUGGAGGAACCUUUGUUUUCCUAAGAAAAUCAUGGCAAUAUCCUAGUUCUGUACAGUCACAAAUCACAGUUCUGCCAUCCUUCUGCUGAAAUACUGGCCAAGGCCGGAGGACCCUUUUAGCUUCCAGCUUGUAACACUCUCAACACAUCGCAAAUCGGUUCCUAAUCAGUGCAGCUUAUGUCCCCACAACAUCCCAGAUAGCAAGAUAUUGUGCUGCAAGUUUGAAAAUGACCUGCCAUGCUAUUGCCAGACUUCACAAGUUUGUUGCACAAUUGCAGCAAGUCCAAAUUGCAUCAACUUUCUUUGCAAACAUCCUGCAAGUCCGCUGCAUGUUCUGGUUCAGUUACGUUGUGCAACAGUCAUUUCACCACAUGGGGGUCACUGGGACUUGCAGAGCUCUUGAUGUAGACUCACCACUGCAACUUUGCUCUUGCUAGAGACUUGCCACGCAAAUU